Messenger RNA from Marasmius oreades (fairy-ring Marasmius), 1094 nucleotides. RefSeq lists its product as uncharacterized. NCBI's taxonomy places the organism in Eukaryota, Fungi, Basidiomycota, Agaricomycetes, Agaricales, Marasmiaceae. The transcript has 11 exons. The coding region runs from base 1 to 993 and encodes 330 amino acids. The record is from RefSeq and is a predicted model, not a curated record.
AUGCUGUUGUAUGACCAUUGCCGAGUCGUGGCGGCAGGCGUCACCUUCAUACUUACCGAAUUGCUUUCCAUCAGGUCGAACGAGUCUGGAAGCGCGAUAUUACUGGCGCAAGUAUACUAUUCCUUCUCAAUCGAUACCUUACACCAUUACAAUUUGCAUUCAUCAUCGAUGCGUUCCACAACCCCGGAUGGUCGACAAACCUGUACGAUGCGUUUCUUAUAUGAUCCCUCUGAAAACAACAAGCUCACGGUCUCUAGUUGCGAUCGAAUUGUUUCGUUCGAGGGCUACACUACAGUUGGUCUUGUCGCAGUUUGUGAACUUGUCAUGAUACUUCGUAUUUUCGCAUUAUAUGGCCGCAACUAUUGGAUCCUUGGCUUCCUUCUAGUGGUCUUGGCUGUCCAGAUCAUCAUAUCUUCUUAUGGGCUUUCUUUUGGGACCCGUGUCCCCCUCCCUCCUGGAUUUGUCGGUUGCAUAUUCACCGGUCCACCUAACAAAUCUUUAUUUCCGGCGAUUUGGUAUGCCCCCGCCAUAACAGAUUUCAUUAUCUUCUGCCUCACCCUAUAUCGGACCAUGAAAUUCAUCAGGAACUUAAGGUCAACCACUCCGUUGAUACAUCAGUUCACCCGUGACGGUGUCCUAUACUUCGCUGUCAUUUUCUCGGCCAACAUGAUCAAUGUUAUAAUAUACCAGUUGGCUGUGGAGGACCUUAAAGCAAUUGGUGCAUCGUUCAGCCAAAUGAUCACCUCUGUCAUGGUAUCUCGGCUUGUGUUGAAUCUCCGAGGUGUCGGGGAGCAACCAAGGCCGCGCCCUAAUCUUCGUUCUGCUCAGCAGCCGAAUGACAUCAUGACAAGAACCAUAGGAAAUCUAGGAGAGGAGUUCAGGACCUGGAAGGAGGACAUUUCUUCAGGUUGGUCUCAUUUGGCAACUUCUGGUGCCAGAACACUCGUAGAGGAGGGCAAUGCACUUGAGAUGCAGAUAUUGUCUGAGGAGUGACAUUUUUUCAGUUUACAUGCUUCCAACAUCAGUAAAACAGCAACAGGUUUUUCGGGGCUUUUUUGAGCUUUUUUGUACUUGAACUUCUUUGUGGUUUUUUG